AUGGAACCGCAGUCUGCUUCAUCCGACCCUGAUGUCCCACCUUCAACUUCGUCUUCAAAGCUUGGCCAGAGCAACUUCAGGAGAGUCAGCCGAACAGAGGAGAACAGUCCAUAUCCCAUCCCUGGCCUAGCAGCAGACAUCCUGCACAUGCGAGUGAAAGAAGGAAGUAAGAUCCGUAAUUUGCUGCGGUUUGCAACAGCUCGCAUGCAAGGGGAAGAGAAAGACAGCACUGGGACAUCACUGAGACAGGUGGUCUUCACUGGCUCAGGAAGAGGAGUCACCAAGACCAUCACUUGUGUGGAGAUUCUGAAACGGAAAGUAGGAGGGCUCCACCAGGUGUCCAAGCUCUACUACAAGACAGUGAAUGAGGUCUGGGAGAGUCCACAGCAGGGAGCCCCAGGUAUAACCAUGCAGCGGACAGUCCCUGCCAUCUGUAUCCUGCUCUCUAAAGACCCUCUGGAUCCCCAGGAGAAUGGAUACCAAGCCCCCCAAACCCAGAGCGUCCUCACGGAAGACACAGAGAGACGUAGAGGUCUGAUCAGGCCAGCUUCCAGUCCCUCCUCACAGCACACAGCCAAGAGAGCUUGUUUGGAUGAUUGGAGUGUAGGUUCCCCCUGA
Molecule: messenger RNA, 618 nt
Organism: Eleginops maclovinus (Patagonian blennie)
Lineage: Eukaryota; Metazoa; Chordata; Actinopteri; Perciformes; Eleginopidae
Product: ribonuclease P protein subunit p25-like protein
Exons: 1
Coding region: 1-618 (205 amino acids)
Biological process (GO): tRNA 5'-leader removal
Cellular component (GO): ribonuclease MRP complex
Molecular function (GO): RNA binding
Source: RefSeq, a predicted model, not a curated record